Messenger RNA from Alternaria atra, 852 nucleotides. RefSeq lists its product as uncharacterized. The record is from RefSeq and is a predicted model, not a curated record. The transcript has 3 exons. Bases 1 to 852 code for a protein of 283 amino acids. Gene Ontology annotation, cellular component: endoplasmic reticulum membrane. NCBI's taxonomy places the organism in Eukaryota, Fungi, Ascomycota, Dothideomycetes, Pleosporales, Pleosporaceae. Gene Ontology annotation, biological process: (1->6)-beta-D-glucan biosynthetic process; fungal-type cell wall biogenesis.
AUGGUCAAGACACUCGUCGGCGCCCUCGCUCUGGCAGCACUUCCCUCGGCCCUCGCGUUCCGCAACACGUCGCCCUUCUUCCUCUUCUCUACGGCCGACCUGCUAAUCCCCAGCAACGACGCCGCCAUCGCUGAGUCAUCAGAAGUCACCGCCGAUGUCCUCAAGGCCCUCGAACACUGCCCUACCAAGUCAUAUGUCGUUGUCGAGCAAAGGGGAGUCUCUGCCGCCGACUACGUAGAUGGCCGCGCCGCGCCACAACUGAGCCGAUACAUGGCUGGCCAGCACGCCGAGGUCAAGUCAACUGUGGCGAUACCGGAUAUUGUUGGACACGUCGAUGCGGCAGCCAUCACCGAACAUCUGGUCUCCAAAUGCGGGAAGGGCUUCAAUGAUGAUGAUACAUGGUUCGCGAGGCAAACUCUUGAAGCGCCCCCAACUUCAAAGGCGCUACGCGUCGAGCAGCUUCAAUCUGAUGAUGCCACGCUCGAGCAAUUCAUCCAAAAUGAUGCAAAGUCCCAGGACUACACCGUUAUCUACAUCACCACUCCCCAGACCGAAGCGCAAGCCAAGGAAUCGCUCGAGCACUACACAUAUGAGAUGGAGACCUCAUUUCCAGAAUCCGUGCAGAUGGAGCUGAAGCGGGAUCUUUCUUCGCAUGCCAAGCGAGCAAACUCGACGGAAGGCGGUCUUUUCGAGAAGUACCAGUACUUCACUCCCGGCAUCUUCAUGGGCUUCGCUGCCAUUAUCCCGUUGUUCCUCAUUCUCGUGGUUGGCGUCCGAGCCCUCACCAGUCUCGAGGUUUCAUACUUCGCCUUCAGCAAGGAGAUGGGUCCUAAUGCGCAGAAGAAGCAGUAG